UGGACGAUCCCCUUAAUCGUUUGCCGCGAUUGCAAACUCGUAGACGAUCGAUUCCGACGCUUUAAAAAAAAACAAAUCAACGUACAACGGCCUCUAGCGGCUGCGGCUUGCGUCCAAUCGGCACGAGGUUGGUGGGGACCGAGAGAGACGGGAGGGGAAGACGAUGGCAGUCCGCCGUGCUCUGCACUUCGUGUUCAAAGUGGGAGACCGAGGAGCGAGCCUCUCCUUUUACCGCCACGUGCUGGGCAUGCAGGUUUUGAGACACGAGGAGUUUAAGGAAGGAUGCAAGGCCACAUGCAAUGGGCCCUAUGAUGGCACGUGGAGCAAGACCAUGAUCGGCUACGGGCCCGAGGACGAUCACUUUGUUGUGGAGCUCACCUACAACUAUGGGAUUGGCACGUACCAGCUCGGCAACGACUUCUUGGGAAUGACCAUCCAGUCCAGCAAGGCGGUGAAGAAUGCAAGGCAGCUUGGCUGGCCGAUGAAGGAGUGCGACGAUGGCACGUUCGAGAUGGAGGCUCCGGGAGGAUACAAGUUCUUCUUGAUUGACAAGGAUGAGCCCAAAACUGAUCCUGUUCAGAAAGUGUCUUUGGGUGUCUCGGAUUUACAAAGAUCUCUUCACUAUUGGGAGGCGUUGUGUGGCAUGAAAUUGUACAAAAAAGAUGAGGGCAAAGCUUUGUUGGGUUUUGCCGACUCCCAGUGUAAGGUGGAGCUGCAGGCCAUUGGCGGCCCAGUGGACCACGCUACCGCAUUUGGGAGGGUCGCCUUCUCGUGCCCCAGAGAGCAGCUGCCGGACAUUCAGAGCCGAAUGCAGGGGGAGCAUCAGAAGGUGAUCACGCCACUCGUGAGCCUAGACACGCCGGGCAAGGCCACAGUGGAGGUGGUCAUCGUUGCCGAUCCGGAUGACCAUGAGAUCUGCUUUGUGGGAGAUGAAGCUUUCCGUGAGCUCUCCAAGCCAGACCCCGGCGGAGAUUCACUCCUCAACCAGGCCAUUGCGGAAGACAAGAGCGGUGAGUGGUACGCCAAGCACAAAAGGCAGAAGCCCACAGCGUGAAGCUAAUUACGUGCUUUCCAAAACAACCUUGAGCCGAUGGCUAAAAUAAAUGCUGUCAUUGUGCAUGCUGCUUGCAAUUAUAACCGCCCAGAGCAAUAUGGCAUUUGGAGCUAUGGCAAUUGUAAUAAAACGCAGCAGGGACCAUUACGUCGUUCGUACACUUACAUUUUUUUUACCUUUUUGGUAUCGUUCGUUUAUUUCACCACCCAGUAUUUAAUUGUGGUACUGCUUUUGAUGGCAUAGCAGCGUGCUUUAAAUCAUAAUUUGGCUCAAUAGUGCAGUGAGGUGUGGUGGCUUUGGGGUUACUGGGAGGGUGUCCUUGUUCUGUUACUUGCGCUUACAAAUGGGCUUUCUCCAGACAUCUUCACUUAAUAUUACCUAAAUAAGUAUGGUGAAAAGAGGGUUGAAAUCCUGCACAGUACAACACCCCAAUCGUGAUCAACACAAAGGGCCGAACGAGCACGCCGAGCUUGCUGUGACACGAAGAGCGUGGGAAACCUGUGGUGUGUGAAAAGCGUUCUGCGCAACCCAACUUGGAGCAGCGUGAAACGUUCACGAGGACAAACGAACAGACUGUGCAUUGUUAAGCAAAACAUUCCCCAAUUGUUUUUAAAAUAGACAUUCAAAAUUCUAUCAAUGCGAAUAUAAUUACUUAUAUCGAAUUUGUUCUGUAAUUGAUAAGUUACGUUUUUGGGAAAUUACAUAUUUUGAGUUGCCGUUUAACGAUGGAUAGCUGUAUAGUCAUUAUAUAUUACUGCCCCUACAGAUUCAAAUAUUGUGUUGCUGGGCACUCACUCGGGUUCAGCUAAAACUAAUUAUGCAGGAAUAUGCCGCGAGAAAAUCGCGUACCGCGUGUUCCACGAACGGCCAAUGCGAGUCAACUUGAGCACUAUAGUUGGUCUGACUUGGUGUUUGGUCUUCUUGGUUCUUUCGGUAAAGUCACGUAGAAUGGAAAUA
Molecule: messenger RNA, 2011 nt
Organism: Lethenteron reissneri (Far Eastern brook lamprey)
Lineage: Eukaryota; Metazoa; Chordata; Hyperoartia; Petromyzontiformes; Petromyzontidae
Gene: GLOD4
Product: glyoxalase domain containing 4
Source: RefSeq, a predicted model, not a curated record